AUGUCGGAAGAGCCCCCAAUAUUACCACUUCCUUCAUUGGAAUAUUCACAACCAAAAUCUCCACGGAAAACUGUAACUGACAGACUCUUUGGCGACCAACAACAAAACACAAAACUUCAGGCUCACAUGUCUUUGGAUGCAACAGGAGAAAGAUACUUAAAACAACCACCAUCACCCCAUCACAUGAAAUAUCCACCAAAACCUCCUACUAUUCCACCUAAACCACUAGCUUACAAAAAGCCUUGGAACCCUGCUAAAGUCUCAGGCUCGACAUCGCCAAAUGUUUCAAACCAACAAAGUCCAGAAAGGCUAUCGAAUGGCACUCCUGUGCCCCAACAUAAACCACCCCCACCACCUAAACCAAUCCACAAAGAACAGAACUUGACAAACCCACCUAUUCAAAGAACUAACCCUCCAAGUGUAACAUCACAACCUGUUACACAACCUCAAACUAGUGUGAUGGUGCAAAACAUCAACGUGGCACCAUCGUAUCCAAGCGACCAACAACAGGCUUUUAGAGGAGGGUAUAACUCAGCCCCUGCAUCAACACAAAGCCCACAAAGCAUUCAAAGCCCUCAAAAUGUACAACUGGAGAAUUGCACACAAGUUAAGGAUGUCCAGAAAAAAGAUAAAAAGGACGACAAGAAAGAAAAGAAAAAGGUUUUUGGCAUAUUUAAGAAGAAAGACAAACACGCCGAUGAGGAUUUUGUCAUCAGCGAGCCUACUGGAUUCUCACAGAUUCUUUCGAUUAAGCCCGACAGUAAAUCGGAAAACCCACUUGUUAAGUACGACGGUAAAACGGAGAGAGCGAUGAUACCCCUCAACCCUCCAAUUACGUUGUUGAACAAAAGAACAAUCAAAUCACCCGAAGAAUAUUUUGAAUUGGUGACGGAAAUGCACAACAGCCAAUUACUGUUUGACGAGUGGAGUUCCCCUGUUGUGCCUGUAGAAAAGUGGGAAAUGAAGUAUGCGGAAGGGUGGGAAACUCGAGCAGUGAUUACAAACGACUGUGUGAAGGAAGGGUAUUGUAUUGAAAUUGGACGGGGAGCAGCAACCAAUUCCACUGACCUUAAAGAGUACUUGAUCGUCGAUAUCACUUCGGACUUCUGUUUUUUCGAGAGAUACGUGAAAGGAAACCCUCAAGCUGAACAUUAUACAUUAACCGAUGAACCGACUGUACUAAGUGUGAUACCCGGCGUUAAUAAUGGAUUCAGAAGAGGAAUUGUAAUGUCGAAACGAGGAAAUAUUCGGUGUUUGAUACCAAAUGAAAUUGUUAAGAUGAAGGAAUUUAAACCUGCAUUUCCAGACUUAACGAAAGGUGUAUUUUCAAAGGUCGUAGAUGUCGACAAAUUCGAGAAAGAGGUUGCUCGGUACGAGAAUAUGGCUGCUAUCACGCACUAUAAAUUUGGAGUGUUGUACUGCCAAAAAGACCAAACGAAUGAAGAUGACAUGUUUGGUAACACAACACCCGUCCCUGCAUUUUAUAAGUUCCUUGACUUGUUGGCGGACAAGGUCACGUUACAAGGGUUUGAUAAAUAUCGAGGAGGUCUUGAUGUGAAAAGUGGAAGUACUGGGGCAUAUAGUUACUUUACUCAGUAUUUGUGCUACGAGAUAAUGUUCCACGUCUCAACUUUACUUCCAGAACAGCCCGGCGAUUUGCAAAGAGUUGAAAAGAAACGACAUAUUGGGAAUGAUGUCAUCGUCUUUAUAUUCAAGGAAGCAGGUAAUGAUAGCAAUAAGUUCAACCCAAUGUGUUUGACUUCACAGUUCAAUCACGUUUUCAUUGUUGUUCAGCCCGACACAAACACUGAAGAUAAUGAAGGGUACACUAUCAAUGUUGGAUGCAAAUCUUCUGUCAACCCAUUCCCUCCUUUCAUGACUUCAGCGUACUUCAAACAUGAACCAGCAACACGAGAAUUUUUGCUUCGAAAGGCGGUCAACGGAGAAAGAACUUCAAUGUUCUCAACCGCCUUUAAGGGUAACGCGACAAAAACGAGAAGACAACAAAUUGUUAUGUUAUUUCAAUAA
Molecule: messenger RNA, 2028 nt
Organism: Entamoeba invadens IP1
Lineage: Eukaryota; Evosea; Mastigamoebida; Endamoebidae
Product: rap GTPase-activating protein, putative
Exons: 3
Coding region: 1-2028 (675 amino acids)
Biological process (GO): regulation of small GTPase mediated signal transduction; activation of GTPase activity
Cellular component (GO): cytoplasm
Molecular function (GO): GTPase activator activity
Source: RefSeq, a predicted model, not a curated record